AUGUUUAACCCACAGGUUCUAGAUUCUCCUGCUGUGAUUUUUGACAACGGAUCUGGGCUCUGUAAAGCAGGGCUGUCUGGGGAGAUCGGGCCCCGACAUGUCACCAGCUCUAUCGUGGGGUACCCGAAGUUUAAGAUGCCCUCAACCGGAGCCAAUCAGAAGAAGUACUUUGUUGGGGAGGAAGCCCUGUACAAACAGGAGGCCCUGCGCCUGCACUCCCCCAUCGAGCGGGGCCUGGUCACCAGCUGGGAUGAUGUGGAGAAGCUCUGGAGACAUCUCUUUGAAUGGGAACUGGGUGUGAAGCCCAGUGAACGACCUGUGCUCAUGACAGAGCCCUCUCUGAACCCACGGGAGAAUCGGGAGAAGACGGCAGAGAUGAUGUUCGAGACCUUCGAUGUGCCUGCCUUCUAUCUGUCAGACCAGGCUGUGCUGGCGCUUUAUGCCUCUGCCUGUGUCACGGGCCUGGUAGUGGACAGCGGGGAUGGGGUCACCUGCACUGUCCCUAUCUUUGAGGGUUACUCCUUGCCCCAUGCGGUCAGCAAACUUUACGUAGCCGGCAGGGACAUCACGGAGCUCCUCACCCGGCUCCUCCUGGCCAGCGGGAGAGCCUUUCCAUGCCCGCUGGACAAGGCCCUCGUGGAUGACAUCAAGGAAAAACUAUGCUACGUGGCCCUGGAGCCUGAGGAGGAACUUUCUCGGCGGGCAGAAGACGUCUUGAGGGAGUACAAACUGCCCGACGGGAAUGUCAUCUACAUCGGAGACCAGCUGUACCAGGCUCCCGAGGUUCUGUUUUCUCCAGACCAGCUAGGCACCCAUGGCCCAGGGCUGGCGCAGAUGGCGUCCAACAGCAUAGCCAAGUGCGAUGCGGACAUACAGAAGACUCUCUUCGGGGAGAUUGUCCUGUCCGGGGGCACGACGCUGUUUCAGGGGCUGGAUGACAGGCUCCUGCGGGAACUGGAGCAGCUGGCUUCCAAGGGAGUCCCCAUUAAGAUCACAGCACCUCCCGACCGCUGGUUCUCGACGUGGAUCGGAGCCUCCAUUGUCACGUCUCUGAUCAGUUUCAAGCAAAUGUGGAUCACCGCUGCAGACUUCAAGGAGUUCGGGGCGUCUGUGGUCCAGAGACGGUGUUUCUGA
This is a messenger RNA of Cricetulus griseus (Chinese hamster), 1134 nucleotides long. The record is from RefSeq and is a predicted model, not a curated record. NCBI's taxonomy places the organism in Eukaryota, Metazoa, Chordata, Mammalia, Rodentia, Cricetidae.